Molecule: messenger RNA, 7140 nt
Organism: Vombatus ursinus (common wombat)
Lineage: Eukaryota; Metazoa; Chordata; Mammalia; Diprotodontia; Vombatidae
Gene: PLEKHG4B
Product: pleckstrin homology and RhoGEF domain containing G4B
Exons: 24
Coding region: 215-5581 (1788 amino acids)
Molecular function (GO): guanyl-nucleotide exchange factor activity
Source: RefSeq, a predicted model, not a curated record
GCGACUGCCUAAAGUGCAGCCUGGGACUCUUUCCCUAAGAAAUGUAGCACGGGACAGACCGCAGGCUAAAGCCGAGAGCUAUGAGGGCAGCAGGGAGGUGUCAGAUGAAAUUUUUCAGGGUACCGGGGACUUCUGCACAGUGUGGGCUCUCUUGACAAAGUGGAUUUUAUGGAAACAUUUUUUACAUUGAGAUUGGAACAAAGGCAGUGCCAACAUGAAUCCCAGAGCCCCUGCUCCCAAGACCCGAGGUGAUAACUAUUUGAGCAUAAAGGACUCUGAAUCCCUUGACACCUACAUUCAGAACACACUCUCUGCACUGUAUCCUCCCUUUGAGGCAACAGCUGCCACUGUCCUGUGGCAGCUUUUCACUAUUGUUGAAAAGCUGUAUGGAGGAGAUGGUCUGCGUUGCCUGAUUGAUUUCCUUGUUCCUGCCAAGAGGAUCUUACAGUGCAUUCAGCAAGAAACCUGCGCAAGGUACACAGGCCUCAUUUUCUACCAUGAAGGCUGGCCCCUGUGUAUCCACGAAAAGGUGGUGGUACAGCUAGCAUCGCUCCACAAAGUACGGCUCAAGCCAGGAGAUUUCUAUCUGCAAGUUGUUGCAGCAGGGAAGCAAUCUGCCAAACUGGUUCUGAAAUGCCUCGCCCAACAUGGACAAGGAAUGGAAGAAGUCACCGUACCUGAAACCAUGUAUGGAUGCAUCUUCACGGCAGAGUUUUUGGAAAAUGUGAACUGCGAGAGGACCAGCUUCCCCUUGCAGAGCUGCUUGCUGACCACAGGCACAGUGGUCUACCGCACCCCAUGGAGCAACAUUAUGAACCCCAUCUUUGUCCCUACGUCUGAAACCAUCCUUCAUAAUUAUCCUGGCAGCCCAGUGCUAAACCGAUUGAGUCGCCAUAAUUUGGAUUCCCGGUCACCCACACACACCAUGGAGAGCAACCAUUCUCGAGGCAGCUCUACCUCCAAUGACACUGGCUGCACGGUCAUGGAGGCCUCACUGUCCUGCAGCCAGGGAAGCUCGGGGAGUGACCUGUCUAGCCCACUCCAUUCCCCUGAAUGUAGAACUGAAUUAGAAAGCCCCAGAACCCCUACUGGAGAUUGUGAAGGAGAGUAUGUAAACCUUGCAGUGUUUGCCCAUGAGUGCCCUAGCUUAGAGAGGGGCCUUUCAGAACCCCCUGAGGUGUGUGAGGAGACAGACAGAGCACUCCAUGUUGAGGAAUUAUCUGACACAGUGGAGGAGAAGAAGACUGGCCUGAGAAAUAUUACUUUCAGCACUGACUUGAGCAGUCCUUGUGCUAGGCGGCGGCCGCUAAGGGAUUCUACUUAUUUUGAGACCAGACGUCUAUUUCGAAAAUCAUACAUGGAAGCCUUACAAAACCCAAUGCACCUUGGCUCCAGCUCAGAAGAGUCAAUAACAGAGGAGAUCUCGGACCAGAUCAUUCAUUCACCUAAAAUGAAUGAUGAGCAAACAGCAGAUGUCAGGGCUACUGCUAAACCAACUCAGAAGGAAAGUUAUCUUUCUGAGAGACUUCUCCCUAAGGAAGAACUAAGAGGAAACAUAAGUCCUAAGUCCUGUUCCCAGCCAUCAGAAAAGCAGCUUGGACCUGUUGGGUCUUCUUUAGUAUCUGGAAGAAGGGCUAGUCCCAGGAGGUCUCAAUCCUUGGAUCGAUCCCACAAAAGUUCCCUAGAUAAAGGCCGUGACCCCCGUCAGGCCUCAGAUGAUUCAUCAAAUGUAAAUCCGAAAAAGCUCUUAAAUGGACAAGCUUUAAAUCCUGAAAAACUGGACCCUAACAACCACUUCUGUAUCACUGCUAAAAGUCACAAAUGCACCAAAGAGGAUGAAGAUGUUCUUCAGAGUACAACUGUAAGAGAUGCAAAUAACAGCUUCCAAAGCCAUGAGUCCGACACAUUUUCAAACGUUUCCCCUGAAUCGCUGCCCUGUGAGAGUGAACCAUUGUCUACAAACACAGGAGACUUCUAUCACAAGCUGCCCAACCAGUUACUUGAAAUCAACCAGGAAUUACUUCAGUCAGGAAUCAUUUCCAUCCCUGGGACCAGAGACCGUAAUGGGAGGGCAGUGGUACAGGUGUGCACCAGAAGUGCUUUCUGGUCAAAGGAGCAGUCUUCAAGCAGUGAGCUCACCCGCCUUUUGAUGUACCUCUACAGCAUCCCCAGGAAGGAGGUGCGGGAUCUGGGACUGGUCAUCUUAGUGGAGGCGCGGAAAUGCCAGCCUGUGCCUGCUUUCUUCAGAGCUGUCACAGCAUUACAGAAUUCUGCACCUCAGUCCAUUCACAGCAUUCUGCUUCUGGUGGAUAAAGAAUCAGCAUUCAGGCCUGACAAGGAUACAGCACUACAGCAGUGCGAGGUCCUGACCUCCCUAAAGGCCCUGCAUAAACUCAUUGACAGCACGCAGCUGACAGCAGAGUUUGAUGGGACCUUUCCCUACAACCACAGUGACUGGAUCCGUUUCCGAAGGAAACUGGAACCAUUUGCUACAAACUGCAAAGAAGCCAUUACUUUUCUACAGAAUUCCGUCUGUUCCCUGAACACAAACAGGACUCUAAGUACAGUGCAAGAGGUGGUGGAACUAAUCAACAAACAUAAGACGAUGAUGAAGCUUGUUCUGGAAGAUGUCCUUCUGGUAACUCUCCGCUUAGAAGGUGGCACAGUCCUUGCCAGGCUCCGGAAAGAAGAUUUCUGUGUAACUGAAGAUUAUAGAGAUGCUAUGGAAGCUAUAACCAGACUAUAUAAUCAAGUAGAUGAAGAGGUCCAUAGGCUAGUCCUCUCAUCUAAUAAGUGCCUUCAGCAGCUGGAGAACCUGCAGGAAUUAAGAAAGCUUGAGGAGGGAUGUAACCAGAUUAAAUUAUGGUUUGAAAAUGAGCGAGAAAAAUAUCUUGGCCCUUUGGAGCUACUUUCUUUGGAGAAUGUGAAGAAAAAGCAGGAAGAAUUUCGGGUAUUUGGUGACAUGGUGAUGCAAUAUUGUAGGAAAGGACUACAAUUGGUGAAAGAUAAUAACUCACCAAACAUGGAAGAAAAAAUUCAGAACUUCAAAAGGUACCUAAAUGACAUCAUCAGUCAAACAGAGAGAAGAAAAGGGGAGCUGGAGAAGUUGGCCAAUCUCUAUGAAUUUUAUGAGACGGCAAACGGCUGGAUGCUCCAUUGCAAUGAGUAUCUUGAACAUCUCUCUCUAGAGACUAAUUAUUCACCAUCAGUGAUAGACUAUUUAAAAAGCUACCACCAAGAAGCUACUAAAAUAUCUGCUGAGAACUUCCACAAAGUGAAUGACAUAGUGCUGGGCCUUGAUAGCAAGAAAGAACAGAAACAGUGGAAUAUUUUAUGGCUGAAGUGUCAGCAGACCAAGCAUCAUUUAGAAGAGGUCCUCUCUGAAGCUAUCCAAGGUUCUGGCAGACAGUCUUUCAGCCAGGGUCCCCUGGAGGCUAGUCCAAAAGUGGAACAUGAGUUUGUCAUUGAAGGUCUGUGGAAACAUGGUCAGUCUCCUGGACUUCCUAACCUUGACAGUAGCCUCUGGGAGAAUAACAGACUACUGCUCCCCCAACGAGCCAGCUUCUCUGGAAUACAGGCUCUUUCAGAGCAAGAGGAGCCAAGUUCAGGUAUGUUUUCUCCUCUUAGCUCAUCACCCUCACCAAGCGUUACUCCACUGUUGGGGGGGCUCCCCAGGACUGGUCCUCUUUUGGAGGAUAUGGACAACAUCUCUACUUGCUACUCUGAACCUAUUCAGUCCCCAACCACCCGGCACAGGAAACACCCUUUCAAAAAGAUCAUGAAGAAGACACAGAGCUUUGAACUUCCUCAACUUGACAGCAGCCCCAGUGAGCUGCACCGGCAUGGAUACACUGGCGUUUACAUAAAAGGACUGGAGGUGGCCAGCAACGUGGCCUCUGAGAAAAAACAUGGGCAAAGGCCAAAUGUUAAGAGCCCGCUGAUCAGUAGGAACCGAAGCUUGUCAUCCCCUUCCAGGAUUCAUCACACUGAGGAGGAAAGAAAGAGAGUAGGAAGCAAUAAAGUGCAGCAUAUAAUGGAUGAAAUGAUCACCACUGAAAGGGAAUAUGUUAGAUCCUUAGGAUAUAUCAUCGACAACUACUUUCCAGAAAUGGAAAGAAUGGACCUCCCCCAGGACUUGCGAGGGAAGCGCAACAUAAUCUUUGGGAACCUGGAGAAGCUCUAUGAUUUCCACUGUCAGUAUUUUCUCAAAGAGCUGGAGCACUGCAGAGACUGUCCCUUGCCUGUCAGCCACUGUUUUCUGAGACAUGAAGAACAGUUUGGGAUGUAUGCACUAUACAGCAAAAACAAACCACAAUCCGAUGCUUUGCUUAGCAGCCAUGGGAAUGCCUUCUUUAAAAACAAGCAGCAAGAUCUGGGUGAUAAGAUGGACCUAGCCUCCUACCUGCUUAAACCAAUCCAGAGGAUGAGCAAAUAUGCUCUGCUGCUAAAGGACAUGAUCAAAGAAUGCACGAAGACUCAGGAGCAGGAGCUCAGUGACCUCCGAGCUGCCGAGGAGAUGGUCAAAUUCCAGCUUCGCCACGGGAACGACUUGUUGGCCAUGGACGCCAUCCGGGGGUGUGAUGUGAAUUUAAAAGAACAAGGGCAGCUGAGAUGUCAGGAUGAAUUUAUUGUUUGUUGUGGAAGGAAAAAAUAUCUGAGACACGUCUUCCUUUUCGAGGAUCUUAUCUUGUUUAGCAAGACCAAGAAGAUUGAUGGGGGAUAUGAUAUUUACAUGUAUAAACAGUCAUUCAAGACUGCUGAAAUUGGAAUGACAGAGAACGUUGGAGACAGUGGUCUGAGAUUUGAGAUCUGGUUCCGAAGGAGGCGGAAAUCCCAGGAUACAUACAUCCUUCAAGCAAGUUCAGCAGAAGUGAAAAUUGCUUGGACAAAUAUCAUAGGGAAAAUCCUUUGGAGACAAGCUCUGAGGAACAGAGAACUCAGGAUGCAAGAAAUGGUAUCUAUGGGAAUAGGCAACAAGCCAUUCAUGGACAUCAAACCCAGCGACGCAGCCAUAAGUGACCGGGCAAUAGAUUACAUCAUGAAGGGAACAGAGUCAAGAUCUAGGGCAUCUAUAGCUGUAUCUUCAUUUGAUCACUCAACACCCUUCAAAAGGCCCCACUCUACCAUCUCCAACAGCAGCACCUCUUCCUCAAGCAGCCAGUCCUCGUCUUCAAUUUUGGGGUCACUAAACCUGCAUGUUUAUUCUAGUCCAUCUUAUUCAGGUCUGCUAAGCCCUCCCUUCUAUCAUUGGACUUAUGACAUUAAAACUUGUAUAGAAGAAGAUGAGCUAGAACAGGAAAUAGGAAGCCAGCCAUCAAUGAUUACCGAGAGUUCUGAGUCAUCACAGUGCACCUCUGGUGAGAGCAUCAGUGGCGUUAGCAGCUCAGCCCACCCUGGGCUGUCUCAGCUUCUUCCAGACACAUUUUCAGAUGAAAGUGCUUCAAAUCCUGGCUCCAAACCCCCCUCCCAGUGCACAUCACCAGCUCUCCCUGGGAAGAAUUCCAGGUUGAAAAAUGAUAGUAAUCAGUAUAUUACAACAAACAAAACCUCUCAUGUAUUAGGCUUCUCAACAGUGGUUUGACUGGCAGGCAGACAUUCACUGUGAUUGAUCUGAACUUGGUGACAUUUGCCACGCAACAAACCAUCUCAAUACUCUUCUGAUCCAGAUAUGGGAAUGUACAUCUCAAGAAGAAAACAAGGACUGCAUGUCUGCUGUAACAUGACAUCAGGAAGAAAGGGAUCAAGGCAGGGUGACAUCUGAUGGGCCAACAGUCCCCACAUUACAAGGAUCAGUAGGGCUGCUUAUACCCAAGAAGUCUCCUUUGAUGAUGAUCACUCCAACUUAGACCUAUACAUCAUUUCAACAUUCACUUUACCCCAGCUCGGCCACCAUUUUGAACCUUUCUAAUCCCUGAAUUUGCUCCCACAUGUCAGGGAGAAGGCUGAAGAGCCUUUAGACUCAAUCCCACCUCAGACUGACCAAAUAUGGGCCUGCCACCCAAAGAAAGGCAACCAGCCCUUCAAGAUGGAAGCAAAGGGACUUGAGUAGUGCUGACAAGUCACAAGGGAGACAGAAAUAUUUCUUUCUUGAAAAGACACAGCCUCUUCCUCUAUUGUGAAGGACACAUAAAUUCAGCCUUCAGGAUCGCGUGGGACAAAGGUACUAUAAACACCAAAAUCACAACUUGGUCCCAGCUGGUGAUGCUUUUGUCCCUACACCACCCAUUUACUUGCCCUUCUGCAUCUUUCAAAUAAUGAUGGACUUAGGUUUUGGUAACAAACUUUUUAAUAUCAAUUUUAAAAUGUUUUGUUAGUAGUGUACCUAACCUGCAAAACCAAAACAUGGGCUAAAUUCUGACUGAAGGAGCGGGUACCUGAAGUGUGCUUCCCAUUGAGUUAAGGGAGCAGAGAUUGGCCCUAAAUAUGUAUUUUUGAGCACAUGUCUGUGUGGGUGUUAAGAACUUUAAAUCUUUUCUUUCUUUUCUAACAAGCUUUCCGUAAAUAGCUUAGGAGGUAUAUUAGAAGUUACAGUCAACUCCUGAUUAUCCACACCAUGGAAGGGAAGCCAAGUGGUGCAAGUGUUUGAAUGCCACUGAAACUCCACAAAACCAGGCCAACAUCAUAACUCCACUUGCCUUGGCCAGUUUUCCUGCUAAGCCAAACUAACAGUGCCAUGCUCCCAACAACACAUGUUUGGAGAAUCUCAAGUUGACUCUACUUGGUAUUGUGCAAUCCUGUCAAGGUAGGCAACCCUAAGGAGUGCACUAACCUCUGAACAAAAACGAAAAAGGUAGAAAUAGCCGGAAGCUUUUGUAAAUAGUAUUUUGGGGCCUCACUUUUAAAUUCCCGUAACUAGGACAAGGUCUUGUCUUUUUAAAAGUAGUAGCAUCUUCUGCAAGCGUCCACAGAGACAAUGUGUAUAGAUAGAAAUGUAUGGACCGUUUUAGAAAAUGAGAAUGAUUUUAGUAAUGGUUUUUUAAAAGUAUUUUCAACCACCUUUUCGGAGAUCAAAUAUGAAAACAUUUCAUUACCUGUCAGCUGUUGAUAACAGUUUACUUUUGUUACUUUGUUUCAAUACAGGCUUGUUUAAUACUUAAAAGAAAUAAACGGAACAUUUUUCUACCAUGUCACAUUUCUUCA